Messenger RNA from Linnemannia hyalina, 1146 nucleotides. The record is from the annotation of a GenBank genome assembly. Lineage: Eukaryota; Fungi; Mortierellomycota; Mortierellomycetes; Mortierellales; Mortierellaceae.
AUGCCCUUGCCGCCAUCAGUAGACAAGGACGGGCGUCAAGAUGUCCUGCAGCUCAAACAGCAACUGGCAGAAGCCCUUGGCGACAAUGGACCCUCCUACUGGCAAGCACUGACCGAUUUUGUCUCUGGAAAGCUCAACCGCCAAGAGUUUGACUUUUACGCGAACCUCUAUCUCUCCCGGAAGAAUGGUACUGCAGCUAUCUCAUUGCGCCUUGCCUUGUUUAUUCUCGCCAACAUUCACAACGCACAGCGGGAUGCACCACCACCGAGCACACGAUCUGAAGGGUGGGCAAAAGGAAAGAAGGGCAAGGACGGGAAACUGUUGAAGGAGAAGGAUCCCAAGAGGCGAAAGAUCAAGAACCAAGUCAUGAGUCUCGGCAAAACUGAGCGGGAAAGAAUCAAAGGCCUCAAGGAUUUGAACAAGAACAGUGGAGUGGUCAAGCAGAAACUCAAGGAACACCGCAUAUCAAAGCCAUUGGCACCACCAAUAGUGCAACAGCCACUACAGGCAGAAUACAAUCGAGGAGCUCAUGCGCCAUUAUGUUUCGACUCGAAGGAGUUGCCAGAUUUCGAGUCAAUGCGGGAUAGGAUGACAGCAGUGGCUAUGGAGAAUGGACUGAUGGCAGGAGUACAGGACUCUGCUGUGGAAUUAAUGCUACAUGCAUUGGAGAGUCAUAUCAAGAGCAUUGUCAGCAACUGCAUUAUCAAAUUGAGGUCGAAUCGUUCUCAUGGGAUUACGGUACCCAAGCGGGACCUUGUUCAGGCAGCAUCAGGCGGUGCAAGCGGAACGGGUCCCGCAGGAGCACAACACGGCGGAUUCUUUGGAGGAGCGGGAGGAGAAUCAUCAUCAGGAGGAGCGUCUUCGUCAUCACAUCUCAUGCAGCUGGACCCAUCGCCUGGCAUGUCGUCUUCAUUAUACCAGGCCUCUUAUGCUAAUAGCGGCCUCAACUCUAAAUGGACAACGACGAUCACAGCCAAGGACCUAGCUUUCGCAAUUGGUAUUUCUCCAAGCAUGCUGGUCGAGAACCCUGUGAACGUUGAAAAGUUGUUGUCAAUUCUUAUGGAGGAGGAGAGCGAAGAGGAAGACGAGGAUGCCGAUAUGAGUGACGAUCAAGACGAAGUCUCCGACUCUAUGAUCGAGCUCUGA